AUGAAUACCUUUCUGGUGAGAUUAAAAGAGCAAGCGAAGUUUGGAGAACACAAAAGAAAAAAGCUCCAGGCAUUUUCGGACCUAUGUAUUGACGUAGCCCGUCAGAUCGACCAACUUCCUGGUCUCGGAUGUCUGAAUUACUCAAUCGCAAUUCGACCUAUCUUGAAUAGUUUGCCAGAAUACAUUCGCCGAAGAUGGGAGAAAAUAGUGGUAGAAUAUGCAGAAGAAAAUCACAAUGCUUAUCCAGAUUUUCAGGCUUUCGCUGACAUGAUAGAGAAACAAUCGUUACUACGCAACCAUCCAAACGUCACAGCCACGUUUGAAAGUAUGCGAAAGGAGCCACAUGGGGAUGCGAUUACAAAGUUUUGA
Messenger RNA from Paramuricea clavata, 369 nucleotides. The record is from the annotation of a GenBank genome assembly. NCBI's taxonomy places the organism in Eukaryota, Metazoa, Cnidaria, Anthozoa, Malacalcyonacea, Plexauridae.